AGGCCUCUCUCGGGUAUCCUCCCUUCACUCUCUUUGCCUUUUCUUUUUCCUUCCCUUUUCCUCUCUCUCCUUUUCCUGCAUCGAUCCUGCAGCACCUCUUCCACCUUCUCUUUUCGUUUUCUUUCUCUUUCUUUCUUCCCGUUUUAUCCGUAUAUAACGCGCAUGCGCGGUUGUGUGUGUAUAUAUAUAUUUCUCCAAGGGAGAGAUACGGGGACGAGCAAAAAAACGAAUGGACAAUAAUGGUAUAAACGUUUACGACGUAGGAGAGGACGUUCAGAGGACGCCACGGAUGCGUAAUUUCGCGACCUCGUGCGGGAGAAAGGAAAAACUAAGAUCCGUAUUCUAAUUAAGGUUAAGGAUAAUCUUCGCGUCGUAAGAUCCAACUGGUUCCACAUCUCUCUUCUAGCGGAGUGUUCGAGUUAAGCUCUGACGGACAAGUGUACAUGGGAACGAAUUGGUUGAGAGAUUUGCACGAGAAUAUUAAUGCGUUGAACAGAAAUUUACAACAAAAUAUGUACCAGCUACAACAACGAAUACAUAACACUGUGCAAAGAAAUUUGGAACACGCUCAUCGAUUGACGGAAAAUCUAGAUAGUAAUUCUAACAUGAUACAAAUGAUUGGAGGAAACAGUGUGAUCGUGACGAAUAACGAUGGGACUAAGAUCGUCCAAUCCGGUCGCACUUCCGACGGAAAACCUUAUAUCCGUGAAAGCACGGACAAAAUUAUAGGCGACACUCUCCGACAUAUUGAAAGAAUUUACGAUCCCAUUACUAAUACUUCAAAGAUGCACGGGUAUACGUUGAAUUUAAAGGAUCCCUCGGCCAAACCUGUUCCGUUAAACGAUACUGUGUAAACGAUGCCAAGGAAAAAUGAUGCUUAAUCCUUAUAUUUAACAAUAAUCAUUUAUCUAUCUAUAAUAUUAUAUUUCCAUGUAUAUGUAAAGGACGUAAUAAAUGAGUGAAUAAUCAA
Messenger RNA from Apis mellifera (honey bee), 970 nucleotides. RefSeq lists its product as uncharacterized. Bases 444 to 854 code for a protein of 136 amino acids. The record is from RefSeq and is a predicted model, not a curated record. NCBI's taxonomy places the organism in Eukaryota, Metazoa, Arthropoda, Insecta, Hymenoptera, Apidae. The transcript has 3 exons.